AAUGCAAUUGUAUAAUGUGUUUCUUUUGCACUAUGUCUUAAUGCGUUUAAUGUUUGUGUAAAGCACUUUGAAUUGCCUUGUUGUUAAAAUGUGCUAUAUAAAUAAACUUGCCUUCUGUGAUAUUGCGCCACCCUGACCAAUCAAACCGUGAGGUGUCACUCAUUUUACAAACCAAUGGCAACGCUCCAUUCAGUUGGACUUCCGGGUUCGGUUUGUUGUGUUUUCUGCAUUUAUCAUGGCUGCUGAGGGCGAUUUUCUGGCGAGAUACCGUGCUGUGUCAAAUAAACUGAAAAAACGUUUUCUCCGGAAACCCAAUGUAGCGGAGGCGAGUGAGCAGUUCGGUCAGUUAGCCAAGGAGCUGAAGCAGCAGGACUGUCUUCAGUAUGCUGCCUUCUGUAACCUGGCCAUGGCUCGGUGUGAGCAGACUCUUUUUAAUGCUCCUGGAGAGGCUCUGGCGUUAACUGAUGCUGCCCGCCUCUUUCUCUCAUCUGAGAAGGAGAACAGGGCGCUGCAGGCCCCGGGCUUUGACGAGCACCUUCAGGCUGCACUCAACUGCUACAGUUUUGCCAUCAAGGUGCACAUUGAGAUGAACCAGCCUGUGAUGGCAGCCAGCCUCUGUCUAGAACUUGGCAACGCGCUCAAGGAGAUGAACAGACCAGGAGAGGCUAUUGUUCAUUACCAGAGGGCUGCAGAGUUGCAGACACAGACGCCAAUUGAAGCUCUGCUGUCAAUGGGAGAAAUGGCAACGUGUAAAAUUCUCACCCGUGACUACGACGGUGCUUUGUCAGUGUUCACAGAGAUGGAGCUGACGUGCCAGGAGAGAGGACUGCAGCUACCAGGCAUCAGCACCCCUGUCGGUGCAUUCUUGGACAUUGUUGCAAAGUGUGAGAUCUCCAGAGUAUUACUGCUGAUGCUGCUUGAGCCUCCACCGCAGAAGUUGUUACCAGAACAUGGCCAGACCCUGGAGAGAUACGCAUGGGAGUCUUUUGACCCUCACAGCCAAGUGACCUUCCUGCCAGAGAAUGUUUUCCUGCUCCUGCAGUCCGUCGUGAUGGCGUGUCAGGAGAAAGACACCGAGUCCCUCAAGUCUCUUCAGACUGAGCUAUGGCCAUUUCUGACUGCUGAGCAGAAUCAUCUUCUCCACCUGGUGGUUCAGGAGCGCAUCACGCCGUCUGGCCAAGGCAUUUAGCUCAGUCAAGGUUUUACUCACUUCCUCUGGGAACGAUACUUUAUAUUAUGGAACAUUCCUGUUUCUGACUGGGUCUGUUGUAAGGCCUGAAGAAGUGUUUUCAAAACCUCAAUGUUGUAACUUGCACUCACAGAAAUGGUCGCAAUACAAAACUUUGACCUUAUUAAGCAAAGUCACAGAUAAAAAUAAAUGUAAAAAACCCCAGGAACAUCCAAUUGCAUUUUCUAGUACUGUGUUGUCAGGAUGCUAACUUGAGAGUACAUUUUAAUUCAUUUUAAUAUAAUCUUGUGUGCUCUGAAGGCUACAGAACUGGACCAAUUAAUACAUAUUUAUUAUUUAACAGUGACUUUUGUUGCAUUUACAGCAGUUUAAUAGAUGAAACGUGAAGGCUUUGUGUUAUAAUUUGUUUUUUAUUAAUAAAUGAUAUGGCUUAAAUUCCAAUGUAAUUACAAAAACAAAAAUCUAUUGCAUAGUUUUGAAUUAUGGUGAAAUGAAACACCAUUGUCCCUCCAUCCCUGGUUCACUUUAUGUUCACCUGUACACAUUGCAUGUUGUUUUCUUAUGAUAGCAGCCAACUACAGACACAAACAAAAAACACUCAAUACAAAAUUUUACAAAAAUAUAAU
Cottoperca gobio is the source of this 1815-nucleotide messenger RNA. It is a transcript of the gene f8a, whose product is annotated as coagulation factor VIII associated. Lineage: Eukaryota; Metazoa; Chordata; Actinopteri; Perciformes; Bovichtidae. Gene Ontology annotation, cellular component: early endosome. Gene Ontology annotation, biological process: vesicle cytoskeletal trafficking. The record is from RefSeq and is a predicted model, not a curated record. The coding region runs from base 236 to 1189 and encodes 317 amino acids. Gene Ontology annotation, molecular function: protein binding. The transcript is spliced from 12 exons.